Molecule: messenger RNA, 633 nt
Organism: Plasmopara halstedii
Lineage: Eukaryota; Oomycota; Peronosporomycetes; Peronosporales; Peronosporaceae
Product: gtp-binding protein yptc4
Exons: 5
Coding region: 1-633 (210 amino acids)
Cellular component (GO): Golgi apparatus
Molecular function (GO): GTP binding; GTPase activity
Source: RefSeq, a predicted model, not a curated record
AUGUCGUACGCGUAUCUGUUCAAGUAUAUUAUCAUUGGUGACACUGGCGUUGGCAAGUCGUGUCUUCUGUUACAAUUCACGGAUAAGCGUUUUCAGCCUGUGCAUGACCUUACGAUUGGCGUUGAGUUUGGUGCACGCAUGAUUAGUAUUGAAAAUAAGCAGAUCAAACUUCAAAUUUGGGACACGGCUGGACAAGAAUCAUUUCGCUCCAUUACGCGUUCAUACUACCGCGGUGCCGCCGGUGCUCUUUUAGUCUACGAUAUCACCCGACGUGAGACCUUUAAUCACUUGACGAGGUGGUUAGAGGAGGCGCGACAGAAUUCGAAUUCAAAUAUGGCUAUCAUGUUAAUUGGAAACAAGAGCGACUUGGAGCACCGUCGGGCGGUAAGCUUUAAAGAAGGGGAGCAAUUUGCCAAAGAGAAUGGACUUAUCUUUCUUGAAACGUCUGCCAAAACUGCUGCAAAUGUAGAAGAUGCAUUUGUCAAGACAGCUUCGAAGAUUCAUUCGAACAUUCAAUCGGGCGUCUGUGACGUGACCAAUGAGGCACAUGGCAUCAAAGUGGGCAUGACGGGCUCGCCAGGCCCUGGCGGUUUUGGUAACACGAAUCCUCCUGCUAACAGAGGUUGCUGUUAA